AUGCGCUCAUCGCUGCCGCUCAAUGAUCCAGAGUACCGAGAGAACCAGAUAGGCAUCCAGAUGCUGUCCAAGAAUCUCUACGAACAGCUAUUUCCGCAGCGUGGACCGGGAGCAAGCCCGGACCAAGUCAACUUCUCCCGCAAGCUCCUGAAGGACUUUGAUCUGCUGGGCAAAACACAAGCGCCCCUCGGCGAAGUCAAACUCGAGCUUCCCAAGCUGCUGGGCAGCAACAUCGAGGACCACUUUACGAUCCUUGGCCUGGAGCAGUGCCAUCCGUACUUGGACAUGGCAACGUCGUUUUGCAGUCCCAAAGUCGCCCCGCCUGCGUAUCCCAAGACAUGGUCGCAGACACCCGGAUGGACUCGCUACAACGCCGACGGAUCCGCCGAGUCGGUGCCCUAUCCCGAUGCCGAUGCAAUCGUCUUUGACACCGAGGUGCUGUACAAGCUGAGCCCCCUGCCGGUGAUGGCCGUCGCGCUAUCGGAAACACACUGGUACUCGUGGACGACGGCGGAUCUGUUCUCGCGAGACAAGCCCUUCAGAGAUCUGAUUCCGCUGGGCCAGCCCGAUCGACCCAAGGUCAUCAUCGGACAUCAUGUUGCCUUUGACCGCGCGCGCAUCAAGGAAGAGUACCAGGUCGAGUCGACGCAAUAUGCCUUUAUCGACACACUCAGCCUGCAUUGCGCCGUCGGGGGCCUGUCGAGCCAGCAGCGGAGCACCUGGAUGAUGAGCAAGAAGGCCGAGCUGUCCUUCAAAGAAGAUCCGAUCCAGCAUGAGAUGUUCAAGCUGCACCAGGAGAAGUGGAUCGCGCAUGGCUCUCUCAACAGCCUCAAGGCCACGGCCGAGCUGUAUCUGGGCAAGAACAUUGACAAAUCCACCCGAGACAUGUUCGAUACCUUGAACAAGGAAGACAUUAUCCAGAGCUUCCAGGAAUGUAUGCGCUACUGCGCCGACGACGUACUGACGACGUACGAGCUCUACCGCAAGCUGUUUCCAAAGUUCCGGCUCAAGGCACCGCACCCGGUGUCGUUCGCGGGGAUGCUGCACAUGGGCAAGUCCUAUCUGACGACCACCAAGGAGUGGAAGAACUAUGUGAUUUCGUCUGAGAAAAAGUGCCGCGAGUAUCGCGAGCGGGUCUCGGAGAUCCUGAUGUCGCGCAUCCAGGACGCCUUCCACAAAGAAGAGAUUGCUGAUGUCCAGGACGAUCCCUGGCUCAAGCAUCUGGACUGGACUCGCAAGGAACACAGGAUCACGAAGCGGACUGACCCGAACGAUCCGCGGCUUGGGCGGCCCAAGUGGUUCCGGGACCUGUACAACACCAAAACGAAGACGAUCCAGCUAUCCCUCAGCAAGCGUGUGGUGCCGUAUCUGCUGCGGCUGCAGUGGAAGGGCUAUCCGCUCUAUCACAGCGCUGGCUUUGGCUGGCUGUAUCGAGUGCCAGUGCGCGAGGCCGGCUCGAUCAAAACACCGCCGGUCACCUUCAGCGCCUCCGCCGACGACAAGACCUACGACCCAAAAGCCGUGGAGGAUAGCGCACAUGUAUACUUUCGGGUGCCGCACAAAGAUGGCGAGAACGUCAACUGCGGCAACCCGCUGGGCAAGUCCUAUCUGCCUGCCUUUGAGGAGGGAACGCUGACCUCGAACUGCCCCGAGGCGCUCGAGAUUCUGAAGCUGAAUGCCAAGUGUUCGUACUGGAUUUCGGCUCGCCGGCGAGUCAUUGAUCAGUUUGUGGUCUGGCAGGAUGGCGGCGAGAUCGAUCUGGGCGAGAUCAAGAGCUCGAACGACCAGGCUGUCGGGGUCAUCCUGCCACUGGCGAUUGCCAUGGGCACAGUGACUCGACGUGCAGUGGAGCCAAUGUGGAUGACGGCCGCCAACGCGAGCGAGAAGCGCAUUGGCUCGGAGCUCAAGGCCAUGAUCCGGCCGCCGUCGGGAUACAAGUUCAUUGGCGCAGACGUCGACAGCCAGGAGCUCUGGAUCUCGUCGCUAUUGGGCGACGCGCAGUUCGGGAUCCAUGGUGCCACGCCGAUCGGAUUCAUGACCCUGCAGGGAGCCAAGGCCCUCAAGACCGAUCUUCACUCAACCACAGGGGCUAUUCUGGGCAUCAGCCGUGAUCACGCCAAGGUUUUCAACUACAGUCGCAUCUACGGGGCGUCGGUGCACUAUGCCGUGCAGCUGCUUCUGCAGCACAACCCAGGCAUCACCAAAGCCGAGGCGACCGAGAAGGCUGAGGCCCUAUACAAGCAGACCAAGGGCCUGACCUCCAAGAUGAUCCAGCCAUGGAACAGCAAGUUUUUCUUUGGGGGGAGCGAGUCUCACAUGUUCAAUGCCCUUGGGUCGAUUGCCAAGUCGGACGAGCCCCGCACACCGGUCCUGGGCUGUGCGAUUCCAGACACACUGAACCCAGCGAACGUUGGAAAUGAGUACUAUCGAAGCCGGGUCAACUGGGCCGUGCAGUCGUCGGGGGUUGACUAUCUCCACUUGCUCUUGGUGUCGAUCCACUAUCUGUUCCGCCGCAUGGGAAUCUCGGGCCGGUUCUUGCUCAGCAUCCACGAUGAGGUCCGGUUCCUGGUCAAGGAGGAGGAUGAGGUGCCGGCCUCGCUGGCACUUCACAUCAGCAACCUGUGGGUCCGAGCGCUCUUUGCCAGCCGCGUCGGUAUCCAUGAUCUUCCCUUGUCGGUCUCGUUCUUCUCUUGCGUCGACAUUGACCACUGCCUCCGCAAAGAGGUGUACAUGAACUGCGUGACGCCCUCGAACUCGGCCCCGAUCGACGUGGGAUUCUCGCUGUCGAUCUACCAAACCCUGGCCCAGGUCGAGGCGUGGAAGCAAAGCCGCAGCAUCGGAUCGAUCUAUGGCGAUGAAGUACCGACGGUUGCCCGGCUGGAGCAAGCGUUCUUGGAGGAAGCCAAGCAACUGACCGGGCCAGCAGCGCCACCCGCCAAGCGGGCCGCAGUCCAGGAUCUGGACUGGACAUUUGCGCAGAUGCUCAAGUCGCAGCGCGAGAUUGGGCUGCUGGCGUCGUUGGUGGGGCUAGGUCGACACUCGCCAGCGAUCUUUGAGGCACUGGAAGGUCCGAGACAGCCGGGCUGGGACACAGAGAGCGUCCUCCAGGAUCUCUUGGAGCGGUCGCGGGCAGGCAGCAUGCGGGUACUGAAGCAUUCGGCUGCAUCGAGGAGGGGGACGUUCCAGGGGCGCAAGGCAAAUGGGACUCUGUCGCCGCCGGCGAAUUGA
Molecule: messenger RNA, 3228 nt
Organism: Polychytrium aggregatum
Lineage: Eukaryota; Fungi; Chytridiomycota; Chytridiomycetes; Polychytriales
Product: DNA polymerase family A-domain-containing protein
Exons: 4
Coding region: 1-3228 (1075 amino acids)
Biological process (GO): mitochondrial DNA replication
Cellular component (GO): mitochondrion; gamma DNA polymerase complex
Molecular function (GO): DNA-directed DNA polymerase activity; 3'-5' exonuclease activity; DNA binding
Source: RefSeq, a predicted model, not a curated record